UAUUAUUAGCAAGGGAAGUACCGAAGUAGUAUAAUAAAACGGAGAUACCAAUAUAUAUAUGAGUCAAGGAAGACAUUAUCCUCCUUGGUACAUAUGCAUCUACCAAUAGUUCAUUACAAUCAUCUCCUCUCUUGAUUCUCUCCCUCUCUUAAUACAAUCAUGUCUUGCAACGCAGACGAGCUCUUCCCUCUUUUAGGUAACUCCGCCAACGCCACCGCCGCAGCCACCUACCUAUGUGAUCGUUUCAAGACCGUAACAUACGCCGUCGACACCACCUACCUCCUCUUCUCAACCUACUUAGUCUUCGCCAUGCAAUUAGGAUUCGCCAUGCUAUGUGCCGGGUCGGUACGGGCGAAAAGUACCAUGAAUAUUAUGCUUAUUAAUGUUCUUGAUGCUGCUGCUGGCUCUCUUUCUUACUACCUUUUUGGGUUUGCCUUUGCCUUUGGAGCCCCUUCAAAUCCCUUUAUAGGCCACCAUUUUUUCGCCUUAAAAAAUGUUCCCUCAUCGUCUGAUGCAGGGACUUUUGAUUAUAGUCUGUUUUUAUAUCAAUGGGCUUUUGCUAUUGCUGCUGCUGGUAUCACUAGUGGGUCCAUAGCAGAACGUACCAAAUUUGUUGCUUAUCUUAUUUACUCAUUUUUCUUAACGGGCUUUGUUUACCCGGUUGUGUCUCAUUGGUUUUGGUCUGUGGACGGGUGGGCUAGCCCGUUUAAGACUGAUAACUUGUUGUUUGGUUCUGGUGCUAUUGACUUUGCUGGUUCUGGGGUUGUCCAUAUGGUGGGUGGAAUUGCGGGUCUAUGGGGGGCUUUUAUUGUAGGACCCAGGAUUGGUCGGUUUGGAGGCGGGUCCGGUGGAUCCGUUAUCCUAAGAGGGCAUAGUGGAUCCUUGGUUGUCUUAGGUACUUUCUUGCUUUGGUUUGGUUGGUAUGGUUUUAACCCUGGUUCGUUUUUGACUAUUCUUAAACCAUACGGUGCUCCUGGAGGAUUUUACGGUCAAUGGAGUGCAGUUUCAAGGACAGCUGUCACUACCACGUUGGCUGGAUCCACAGCUGCGUUGACUACUUUAUUUGGAAAGAGGAUGUUAGUUGGUCAUUGGAAUGUGAUAGAUGUGUGUAACGGGCUUCUAGGCGGGUUUGCAGCAAUUACUUCCGGAUGUUCCGUGGUUGAACCAUGGGCAGCAAUUAUUUGUGGGUUUGUAGCGGCUUGGGUUUUGAUCGGGUUUAAUAAACUAGCCGAGUUGGUAAAAUAUGACGACCCGCUUGAGGCAGCCCAACUACACGGUGGGUGUGGUGCUUGGGGUCUACUCUUUACAGGUCUAUUCGCAAAAGAAAGGUAUGUUGGGGAAGUGUACGGGUCGGGUAGACCCUAUGGGUUAUUCAUGGGUGGUGGAGGAAAGCUAUUUGCGGCCCAAGUGAUCCAAAUACUAGUCAUAUUUGGUUGGGUAACUGCCUUAAUGGCUCCCCUAUUCUUAAUCUUGAAAGCAGUAGGACUUUUAAGGAUUUCAAGUAAAGAUGAAAUGGCGGGUCUGGAUCUUACCAAACAUGGUGGAUUUGCCUAUGUGUACCACGACGAAGACGACCCAUCACAAAGGCCGCCCCAGUUUAUGACCACAAGGGUGGAGCCCACUAGCAUCACUCCAGAAAGACAAUCAAAUAACGUAUGAAAUUGUGAUUAUUAUUAUUAUUAUUAUUAUUAUUAUUAUUAUUAUUAGCUUGUUUUUGACCUUUGGUAUUAUUAGCAAAAUCAUGUAUGAAUUAUGAAUGUGUUUUUAAUAAUAAUAAUAAUUAUUAUUAUUAUUAUCAUUAUUAUUA
Molecule: messenger RNA, 1807 nt
Organism: Amaranthus tricolor (Joseph's coat)
Lineage: Eukaryota; Viridiplantae; Streptophyta; Magnoliopsida; Caryophyllales; Amaranthaceae
Product: ammonium transporter 1 member 2-like
Exons: 1
Coding region: 160-1659 (499 amino acids)
Biological process (GO): ammonium homeostasis; ammonium transmembrane transport
Cellular component (GO): membrane
Molecular function (GO): ammonium channel activity
Source: RefSeq, a predicted model, not a curated record